UUUUGCAUACAAGUACUAUUUACUAUUAUAUCUAGUAUACAAACACAGAGGAAGCACAAAUAUGCACGUUUACCAUGCUGCUUUGUUUAUGACGUUGGCCAUAAGUUACUGUUUGACAGACCUUAGUUCGGCAAAAGGUCCUCAAUGCGGAAAAUGUUUUGACGUAAGUUUGAAAGUGCUCCUCCUGAAUGUAAAAACAAAGAACUGUGAUAAAGUAUCUACCUCAAGAUGUGCAACGGCUAAUCACAAGUGUAUGGAGUUCGAAGGAACAGCUGGUCUUAAGAUAUCCGUUUGGCCAAUUUCGCUUUAUCCCAGUGCUGGCAUAAAAACUAGAUACUGUAAAAUAACGAGCCAAACAGGAUGCCAGAAAACUGACUUGACAAACCCAAGCAUCGAUCCAACCAAUAUUGUAUCAAAAGUCAUACAGGUAAUACAUGCAAUACCAAUGAUGUCCUAUGCUUUCAAGAUUAAAACACUUUCUGGGAAAGUUUGUGUUAGUAGUGUUACACACAUGCGUACUGGAUUGACAGCAAAUGCUACACACAUGCGUACUGGAUUGACAGCAAAUGCUACACACAUGCGUCCUGGAUUGACAGCAAAGAUUCUCAUUUCGUUUAUAACAAUAUUCUCUUUAUAUAACAAAUAUUAAACAUAAGUAUUUGUAAUAUUUUAUUUGUUUUGUACAUAGUAAUAGGCAUUGUUUAUACUUUUAAAACAUAUAUAAGCUAACAGUUCUUUUUUUAACUUGACGAAAUUCAAUGUUGUCAUCUUGUAACGUUGAUAACCUAACAUUAACAUUGUAUCCAUUUUGUGAUCUUAGUCAAACAUAUUAUUCAAGCCUAUUUUUUUUCCGACGUAGUCGGUAUAGUUUCGGUUUGUGCCCUUUGAACUUAAGGGCGCUCAACUAUGGCAACAGAAUACGCAUGCUCGAAAAUCCUUUCUGCGAUUGGACAAAAUGCUGUCAUGGUGGGUGAUUUGGUUGUGAUUGAAAAAAAAACGUCUCGUUAAUUAUAUCGUGAUGGAAAGCAAGUCAAAAACUAUAAAUAUUUGAACUAGAUCUUACAAAGAUUUAUAUUUUUUAUUAAAAUAAAUGUUUCUCCAAUAGCUCUUUGCAUCCAUGACAGCUGUUUAUUCGGGACAAUUAUAUAAUUUUUAAUGUUAACUUUGUUGAACGAACGUACAUGACUUUUAGAACGCACCUACGCAUGUGAGAUUUCCGCGGGGUUUUGGUGAAUGUAAACAGAAAGAUACGAGGACCGAGAAUACUGAACACAAACAGAGAAAACGUUAUUUAAAUGGUAUAUCACUUAUUCAAAUAUAAUCGAAAUGAUAGUUUUAAACAUAUACUCAAAUUUAAAU
Mytilus trossulus (common blue mussel) is the source of this 1359-nucleotide messenger RNA. RefSeq lists its product as uncharacterized. Lineage: Eukaryota; Metazoa; Mollusca; Bivalvia; Mytilida; Mytilidae. The transcript has 3 exons. The record is from RefSeq and is a predicted model, not a curated record. Bases 62 to 649 code for a protein of 195 amino acids.